AUUAUAGAACACACAUACGCCACCCGCUCCCCCUGUCUCCAUCACAUUCCGCCGUCUCUCCUCCCUCAUCCGCCGCUGGCCAGCCCCCCCUACCGAACACCGAAUUUUGAGCGCGUGCACUAGGUCGGCUUGCUCGAGCAUCCACACCGGGACACAAAUGGAAACCCUUAGGGGAAACUCACAAAUAAGAAGUCCUGCCCCGGUAAAACAGUCGUUGUCGGACAAAAUGGAGCAACAAUAGCGUCGUUUUCUUCCCGUCCUUCCUUCAUAAUUUAGUCGUUACAUCGUUCCGAAGCGGGCAACGCGCGUCCCGUAGUUACACCAGUCUAGGCUACCGACCGACUGAUUAUUGUUCACCUGCGAAGUGCUACGGACGGAUUUGUGUACGCAGAAGAUGAUAUAACGCACAUUGAAGACGACCUGAACGGGAACGUGUAACUGGAGCGGCGCGAAGAAGGAGCAUGAAGUUUGCGGUUGCAGUGUUGUGGCUGUUGUGGUUGUCGGUCGGCGACGCCACUAUUGAAGCUCCGGAGGAGUUUGUGUCUCUGGCUGAGAUGGAGGAUGCCUUGUUGAGGAACCUGUUUAGAGGGUAUCAGAAAUGGGUCCGACCCGUUAUGCACGCUAACGACACCAUCACAGUACGCUUCGGACUCAAGAUCUCACAGCUGGUGGAUGUGGAUGAGAAGAAUCAGCUAAUGACUACUAAUGUCUGGCUAUGGCAGGAGUGGGUAGAUGUGAAGCUCCAGUGGAACCCAGAUGAGUAUGGAGGAAUCACCUCUAUCAGAGUUCCCUCUGAAACAAUAUGGCUGCCGGACAUCGUCCUCUAUGAGAAUGCUGACGGGCGUUUCGAGGGCUCUCUGAUGACCAAAGCCAUCGUGAGGUCAGACGGGACAAUCAGGUGGACCCCUCCGGCCAGCUACAAGUCUUCAUGCACCAUGGACGUCACCUUCUUUCCCUUCGACAGACAGAACUGCUCCAUGAAGUUUGGCUCGUGGACCUACGACGGCAACAUGGUCGACCUGGUCCUGGUCGACCACUACGUUGACCGCAAGGACUUCUUCGACAACGGUGAAUGGGAGAUCCUCAACGCCACGGGCGCCAAGGGCAGCCGGCGGGACGGUAUCUACUGGUACCCCUUCGUUACCUACUCCUUCAUCCUCAAGAGGCUUCCUUUGUUCUACACACUCUUCCUCAUCAUCCCCUGUCUUGGUCUGUCCUUCCUGACCGUGUUGGUAUUCUAUCUCCCGUCCGAUGAAGGAGAGAAGCUGUCUCUGUCUACGUCGGUCCUGGUGUCUCUCACGGUGUUCCUCCUCGUCAUAGAAGAGAUUAUACCCUCGUCCUCCAAGGUGAUACCUCUGAUUGGAGAAUACCUCCUCUUCAUCAUGAUCUUCGUCACCUUCUCCAUCAUCGUCACCGUGUUUGUCAUCAACGUCCACCACCGCUCCUCAGCCACCUACCACCCCAUGGCCCCCUGGGUAAAAAGCCUCUUCCUCCAGAGGCUACCCAGACUGCUCUGCAUGAGGGGACACACUGACAGGUACCACUACCCAGACAUUGAACUGCGUAGCCCGGAGCUGAAGCCCCGUGGAGGUCCAGGGAGGAGGGGGGCCUCGGGCCAGGGCCAAGCCCAGCAGAGAGGCCCUGUCGGGGGAAAGGAGGAUGAGAACCAUGCCUGGUUGGCCAUGCUGGAGAAAGCCACCAACUCAGUACGGUACAUCAGCCGUCACAUCAAGAAGGAACACUUUAUCAGAGAGGUGGUGCAGGACUGGAAGUUUGUGGCUCAGGUGUUGGACAGGAUCUUAUUGUGGGUGUUCCUCACUGUCUCCAUACUGGGUACCAUCCUCAUCUUCACUCCAGCCAUCACUUUGUACCUCACCACCCCACCCUUCAAUACAUAGACCCUAGCCCCUACACCGUAACCCCUAUACCCUACACCCUAGAACACAUAGUAACUAGACCCUAACCCCUAACCCCUAAACCAGGGCUGUUCAAUGUCGGUCCUGGAGGGACGAAACACUUUGGUUUUCAUCCUGUCCUUCUAAUAAGGGACUGAUUCAGACCUGGGACACCAGGUGACUGCAAUUAACUACCAGGUAGAAAGACAAAACAGAAGGGUUUCUGCCCUCCAGGACUGGAAUGGAACUCUACUCCCUAACCCCUACACCCUACCACCCUAACCGCUACACCCUAACCCCUACACCCUACAUCCUAACCCAU
Coregonus clupeaformis (lake whitefish) is the source of this 2217-nucleotide messenger RNA. Its product is annotated as neuronal acetylcholine receptor subunit non-alpha-3. Gene Ontology annotation, molecular function: transmembrane signaling receptor activity; acetylcholine-gated monoatomic cation-selective channel activity. Lineage: Eukaryota; Metazoa; Chordata; Actinopteri; Salmoniformes; Salmonidae. Gene Ontology annotation, cellular component: synapse; neuron projection; postsynaptic membrane. The coding region runs from base 462 to 1898 and encodes 478 amino acids. Gene Ontology annotation, biological process: chemical synaptic transmission; signal transduction; nervous system process. The record is from RefSeq and is a predicted model, not a curated record. The transcript has 10 exons.